AUGUGGAACGAGGAUUCUGAGAAAUGGGAUGCCUUAAAGACUCCUUUUGCAUUCGGUAAACUAGGAAGCAAGAUAUUGGUCACGACUCGGAGCAAAGGCAUUGCAUCGAUGGUGCGCACUGCAGAGAAUGAUCAUCAUCUAAAAGUUUUGUCAAACGAGGCUUGUUUUGAACUGGUCAGAAGGCACGCUUUUAAAGAAGGAGAUUCAACCAAAGCAAAUCAAAAGAUGAAAGUAUUUGGAGAAGAAAUUGUGAAAAAAUGUAAGAGUUUACCUUUGGCUAUAAAGACACUUGCCAGCCUCUUGAAAGAUAAAAAGGAAAACAGUGAGUGGAAAGAUAUUCUGGAGAAUGAAAUAUGGGAUUUAAAAGAGGGUAAGAUCCUACCGUCACUCAUGUUGAGCUAUCAUCAUCUUCCACCACUUUUGAAGAGAUGCUUUGCAUAUUGUGCUUUGUUUCCCAAAGACUAUGUAUUUGGCAAGAUUGAAUUAGUUAUGUUGUGGAUGGCGGAAGGUAUUGUUCAAUCAAAACCAAAAGGAAAAAACGAGUGGAAGAUAUAG
This is a messenger RNA of Macadamia integrifolia, 555 nucleotides long. Its product is annotated as putative disease resistance protein RGA3. Gene Ontology annotation, biological process: defense response to other organism. Gene Ontology annotation, molecular function: ADP binding. The coding region runs from base 1 to 555 and encodes 184 amino acids. The record is from RefSeq and is a predicted model, not a curated record. The transcript has a single exon. Lineage: Eukaryota; Viridiplantae; Streptophyta; Magnoliopsida; Proteales; Proteaceae.